Centruroides sculpturatus (bark scorpion) is the source of this 2824-nucleotide messenger RNA. RefSeq names its product leucine-rich repeat neuronal protein 1-like. The transcript is spliced from 3 exons. The record is from RefSeq and is a predicted model, not a curated record. Bases 742 to 2616 code for a protein of 624 amino acids. Gene Ontology annotation, molecular function: protein binding. NCBI's taxonomy places the organism in Eukaryota, Metazoa, Arthropoda, Arachnida, Scorpiones, Buthidae.
UAGGGAGUUGUUGACAGUUAUCCCGAUUCCGGAUGAACAAUCAAAGAGAAGAGUACCCGGUUGAAAAGGGGGUGUAGUUAGCAUCUCUACGUACCAUACCAUCUACCUGCUGAUGGAAGUGGUACGGCUCACAGUGAGUAAAUCAUCCAAUCAGCUGUAACGAGUCGUGCCUCCACCAAUAGAAUGCCAGUUAGUAGGUGAAGCAGACGCCUGACGCAGAACGUCGAUGCAGUGGCGCACGAAGCCCAGCAGGUUAGCAUGACAUGGUGAUACUUGCUUACUGGCAAACACUUACAUCUCGCCUGUGGAUUAUAACCUGUUCAAAUAUAUCCAAAUGCUCAAUGCAAUACGCUAUAAAAUCGUAGAAGUGUUUACUAUUGAAGUGUCACAUAUACAUGCUUUGACAUUAUGGACAGGUGUGACACUUUCAGAUCGUUUUGCGCUCUCCACCCUGGCAUCAAUAACUUCAAAGUAAGAUUUAAUCGAAUGCAUUGCUGUCAAGAAGUGGAAAGAAAUGACUUGUUUGAAACUGGAAAGCAUUUCGAUUCAGUCAGUCUCUUCUGCCAACUCGACUCUUUAUCCGAAACAAUUACAAGAAAAACUGCCGACUGUAAUUAGCUGCAUGGUUUUCUAUUGGUUAAAGAAUUACCUACAUUGCUCUGCCCAGAUGAAAAAUGGACUGAAGAGAAACAAUGUGUUCUGGUUUUCCUAUGCUCUUUAGUAUAACGUCCACAGUGCAUUAUGUCCCUAUAUAGGGUCAGAUUGGUGCUAGUUGUAUUGUGUUUACAACCCGUAUAUUCCAUGCCGGAAUGUCUCAGUAUCUGCUCCUGUAAAUGGAAGAAUGGUAAAGAAACUGUUGAGUGUGUUGGUGCCGAUUUAGUGAAUGUGCCAUCUGGAUUGAACACAGGUGCUCAGGUAUUAGAUUUAAGUGGGAAUCUUCUUCACACGCUCAAAAGUAAAGCAUUUCAGAAAGUUGGUCUAGUAAAUUUACAGAAAAUUUACCUGACAAGGUGCGGUUUAGUAACCAUAACUAGUGAUGCCUUCUACCAAGUAUCAAAUCUCGUGGAGCUUGAUUUGAGCAACAAUUUCCUGACAACGGUGCCUUCAGCGAUAUUUAAAGACUGCCAAUUACUCCGGAAACUUCAACUGAGUCAUAAUCCCAUUCAGGUGGUCGAAAAUAGUACAUUCGUCGACUUGGUGCAGCUGACAACAUUAGAGAUGUCGCACUGUCAGAUCGAUACUAUCCAACCUAAUGCGUUCGUUGGACUUAAAAAUCUGGAAUAUUUAAGAUUGAACGGUAAUAAAUUAAGGAUAUUGAGUGGCAAAGUUGUACAAUCUCUCCCUCCUCUCUACGCUCUCGAUCUUCAUCAAAAUCUGUGGUAUUGCGAUUGCGGACUUCUAGAGGUGAGAGAAUGGAUGAUCAAUAACAACGUACCUAUCAGUAUUCCACCCAAAUGUGAACAACCUCAGCGUGUUCGUUAUAAAACAUGGGACAUGUUGGAGCUUCAAGAUUUCGCUUGUCCACCGGAAGUUAUGUCCGUUGAUACUCAUCUAAUUCUGUCGGAAGGAACAAAUGCCACGCUGACGUGUCGAGUUCGUGCCGUGCCUGAAUCUGAGGUCCACUGGGUGUGGAGAGGAAGAGUGAUAACCAAUCUUUCACUCAUGUCGUUCGGAAGACAAAUGUACAUGAUACGCGAGACGGGUACCAUACAUAAAAGAAGCACCUUGACAAUUAUGAAUGUGAUGGUGAAAGACAGUGGCAGAUAUCUAUGCGUUGCUGCCAACAGAGCGGGAAACGUUUCCGUUAAUGUGACUCUAACCGUGAAUGCGAGGAGCGAAGAUAGUUCUGGACUGGCAGGUGGUGAGAUAGCUGGUAUUGUUAUCGGACUAUUCUCCGUAUUGACUUUGUUAUUUGUGGCAGUAUGCUUCGUGGUACUUCAGCACAGACAGGCACCAUCGGAAGAGAGAAAAAAUAUAGGUGUGAAAUUAUAUAAAAAUUUCGAUUCUCUCAAACAGAAUCAACUAGAAAUGACGAGCUUAGAGAGGCAAUGCGGGGAUGGAGAGGAUAGUGAACCACAAGCAACCCCUCACGGGAUCACAGGUAACAGCGGAUACGCAUCCGAAGCCGGAAACAGUGUGCAAUCGGAAGAGACUUACUCGACGUGUGACAUACCAGAUAGGGACUUUGUAAGAAGAGCAGUUUAUGAUGAUGACCUAUAUUUGUCACGAACGCGCGAACCCUCCUUAUUUGGGGAUCACAGGACGUGGAAAUAUCGAAGGAGAGAGGGUGACGGUAGUUCUACUAGCGAUUACAGUGCCAAAAAUAUCCAAUAUGUCAGGAAUCAAAGUGCACUUUAUAUUGCUACUCUUCCUGGGAGGAAAGACCAUUAUGGUGAUUCACAUCCGCAGUUGUUAAGAGCUGCUAUGAGAACUAAAUCUGAAAACGAAAUGUUUAAAGAAGACAAUUAUUUAGCUAGUUCAUCGAUAUCAAAUCAAGGUACGUGGAAACGUAGUCCAAUCAUCCCUUUUCAUCUCUCACUAUCGCCAGAGGCAAGAGAUUCUCCUGACGAAGGUUUAGGAGAUGAAAAGGAAUACGAAACCGAUAUUUUGGAUUAGUGGUCAGUAAGUAUUUAUCUUAAGACAUUAUUGCUUCUUAAUCUAGUUAAAAACUCAUUUAAAUUGGUGAUUUUAUAAAAGAAAAAUUUGAAUUUUUUUUUAAAACAAAAUAAUUUCUUAAAAUUCCAUCGUAAUAAACAAGCAACAUUGUAACAACAUAGGUAAAUAUUUGAACAAGUAAACUUACUGUUUACAUAUUUCUUAACAC